AUGCUGCUGGGUGGUGAUGGUGUCGGGAUUGUCGUCAAAUAUAUUCGUAAAGGGCUUGUAUAUACACCGGGACUUGUUGCGCAGACAGUGUGCACAAGGGUUAUUGUGGUCGCACUUGAUCUUGCGGCGGCAGCAUUCUUGACAAGAGAGAGCCAGUCUUCGACGCCAGCGCUGCCGUGGCUGCAGCUGUGGCUGACCUUCCAUGAGGGGCAAUUAGUUGAUCAAAACGAUACUUGUCUCUUCGAUACCAAGAUGCUGUUCAAGUCAAUCUCGAAAUACCAGGAAGGAGGUUUCCAGGGCUCCACGAGUGUGUUCCACUGGAGCAAUGUGUGCUACGACAUCAAGAUCAAGGGCAAGCUUCGGCGCAUCCUGAGUUAUGUCGAUGAUUGGGUUAAGCCCGGAACAUUGACGGCUCUAACGGGGGUGUCAGGUGCUGGCAAGACCACACUGCGGGAUUGCCUUGCCGAUCGCCGUGCAGGUGUGGGCGUACUCACCGGCGAGAUGUUGGUUGAUGGGAAACUUCGAGAUAAAAGCUUCCAGCGUAGGACCGGUUAUGCGCAACAGCAAGAUCUACAUCUUGAGACGAGUACGAUCCGUGAGACUUUGAACUUCUCUGCUCUUCUUCGCCAACCAGAGAGCGUGCCUAUGGCUGAAAAGCUGGCCUAUGUUGAUGAGGUCAUUCACGUUCUCGGCAUGCAAGAGUAUGCCGAUGCUAUUGUUGGCGUGCCAGGGGAAGGGCUUAACGUUGAGCAACGCAAGCGCCUGACUAUAGGCGUCGAGUUGGCUGCUAAACCACCGCUACUACUCUUCAUUGACGAGCCAACUCUAUCCUUUGCACCAUUCAGCAGCCCUCUGCCAUGUUAUUCCAACGGUUUCAUCGCCUUCUCUUACUUGCUGAAGGGGGCAAGGCAGUGUAUUUUGGUGAAAUUGGAGACAAUGCAGAGACCUUCAUCAAUUACUUUGAGCGGAACGGUGCCCAACCUUGCCCACCUGGUGCUAAUCCGGGGGGGCCGGGGGGGGAUGCUCAAAGCUAUAGGCGCUGCACCCGGCAGCUACUCAGAAGUUGACUGGCACGAAACAUGGCGCUCCGGCCCUGAAUACCGUUCUGUCCAGAGCGAAUUGGACCAACUUCGAGUCAAGAACUCAGGGGACUUGUUAACUGAUAGCCAUGAGAAUCAUGCUCUAUACAACGAAUUUGCGACCCCGCUAUGGCAUCAGCUCCUUGUGGUGACCAAGCACGCUUUCCAACAGACAUGGCGAACACCAUCAUACAUCUACUCCAAACUACUUCUCUGCACCACCACCAGUUUGUUCAUCGGCUUGGUCUUCCUCAACUCUCCCCUGAGCAUCCAGGGACUACAAAACCAGAUGUUUGCAAUUUUCGAGCUGAUGAGUAUUGUUGGGCAAUUGGUGGACCAGCAAUUUCCCCACUUCAUCGCUCAGCGCUCGUUAUACGAGGCUCGUGAGAGGCCAGCCAAAACAUACAGCUGGAAAGUGUUCAUGCUCAGCCAGAUCCUCGUCGAGAUACCAUGGUACACCCUCGCCUCCGUGCUCAUGUGGGCGCUAUUCUAUUUCCCCGUUGGCUUCUACAAGAACGCCGACGUCGCCAGCGAGGGCAUUGAGCGGGGGCGUGCUCAUGUGGCUCCUUUUCUGGGUGUUUCUGAUCUGGACCAGAUGCCCCGAUUCUGGAUCUUUCUGUAUCGUGCCUCCCCACUCUCGUACUACGUCUCAGCUAUCCUCUCAACAGGUCUCGCUAAUGCCAACGUGACGUGCGCGAGCAACGAGUUCAUCACUUUCGACCCGCCCGCAAGUCAAACCUGCGGCGAGUAUAUGACGGAGCAUAUCUCGGCGGCGGGUGGGUAUUUGCUGGAGUCGGACACCACAAGCAACUGCCAGUACUGCAAUGUCAAGGAGACAAACGUGUAUCUAGCGGGCAUUCACGCGGACUACGACACGAGGUGGCGCAACUUUGGCAUCAUGUGGGCGUAUGUUGCUUUCAAUGUUGCUGCGGCGUUGAUCUUGUACUGGGUGGCAAGAAUGCCCAAGGGCAAAAAGAAGGUGUCGAGAUAG
Molecule: messenger RNA, 2070 nt
Organism: Penicillium daleae
Lineage: Eukaryota; Fungi; Ascomycota; Eurotiomycetes; Eurotiales; Aspergillaceae
Product: ABC drug exporter AbcA
Exons: 6
Coding region: 1-2070 (689 amino acids)
Biological process (GO): transmembrane transport
Cellular component (GO): membrane
Molecular function (GO): ABC-type transporter activity; ATP binding; ATP hydrolysis activity
Source: RefSeq, a predicted model, not a curated record